Drosophila rhopaloa is the source of this 1650-nucleotide messenger RNA. RefSeq names its product cytochrome P450 4e3 (gene Cyp4e3). The record is from RefSeq and is a predicted model, not a curated record. Gene Ontology annotation, molecular function: heme binding; monooxygenase activity; oxidoreductase activity, acting on paired donors, with incorporation or reduction of molecular oxygen. The transcript has 6 exons. Bases 58 to 1650 code for a protein of 530 amino acids. Lineage: Eukaryota; Metazoa; Arthropoda; Insecta; Diptera; Drosophilidae.
GGUUCAUGUAUUUAGUGCUUACUACCCGAACAGGUUUCCCCAUCGCAGUGGUUGAAAAUGUGGUUCGCUGUGCUGGCUCUGGUGGUGCUGCCACUGCUCGUGCUGGUGUACUUUGAACUUGGGGCUUUGCAUCGUCGCCGGCUGCUCAAGGAAUUCAAUGGACCCACUCCGAUCCCUGUUCUGGGCAACGCCCAUCGCAUCGGCAAAAAUCCGGCAGAGAUACUGGCCACUUUCUUCGAGUGGUGGCAUGACUACGGCAAGGACAACUUCCUUUUCUGGACUGGCUACAGCUCUCACAUUGUGGUGACCAAUCCUAAGCAACUGGAGUACAUUCUGAACAGUCAGCAGCUUAUACAGAAGUCCACCAUCUACACACUUUUGCAUCCAUGGCUGGGUUUUGGCCUUCUAACGAGUCAUGGCAUCAAAUGGCACAAGCACCGCAAGAUGAUCACGCCCUCCUUCCACUUCAACAUCCUGCAGGACUUCCACGAGGUGAUGAACGAGAACUCCAGCAAGUUCGUGGAACAGCUGAAGAAGGCGAGUGCCGGAGAUAGUAUCAUUGAUUUUCAGGAACACGCCAAUUACCUCACCUUGGAUGUGAUCUGUGACACGGCGAUGGGAGUGCCCAUCAAUGCCAUGGAGCAGCGCGACUCCUCUAUUGUGCAGGCCUUUAGAGACAUGUGCUACAACAUCAACAUGCGGGCAUUCCAUCCGUUUAAGCGCUCCAAUAGGGUCUUUAGUCUGACCCCCGAAUUUCCGGCUUAUCAGCGAACACUUAAGACGCUGCAGGACUUCACCUAUGACAUCAUAGAAAAGCGCGUGGAGGCUCUGCAGAAUGGAAGUUCUCAGCAGGAGCAAGAUCCUUCCCUGCCCCGAAAGAAGAUGGCUUUUUUGGACACGCUACUAUCCUCCACCAUCGAUGGUCGUCCACUCACACGGCAAGAGAUCUACGAGGAAGUGUCCACCUUCAUGUUCGAAGGCCACGACACGACCACCUCGGGAGUGUCCUUCGCGGGGUAUCUACUCUCGAGACAUCCCGAUGUUCAGCUGAAACUGUAUCAGGAGCAGUGCGAAAUUAUGGGUGAUGACAUGAACAGAAAUGCCAGUUUUCAGGAGAUUUCCCAAAUGAAAUAUCUAGAUAUGUUUAUCAAGGAGGUACAGCGCGUUUAUCCUAGUGUUCCUUUUAUUGGUCGCUAUUGUGAUAAGGACUACAAUAUCAAUGGCAGCUUUGUGCCCAAGGGCACCACCCUUAAUCUGGCACUCAUCCUGCUGGGCUACAACGAUCGCGUCUUCAAGGACCCCCACCAUUUCCGACCAGAGCGUUUUGAGGAGGAAAAACCCGGUCCCUUUGAGUAUUUGCCUUUCAGUGCUGGACCCCGGAACUGCAUCGGCCAAAAGUUUGCCCUUCUAGAACUGAAGACUGUCAUAUCAAAGAUGGUGCGAUCCUUUGAGGUCCUUCCAGCAGUCGAUGAUUUGGUCUCCACGGAUGGUCGACUAAACACCUACCUUGGGCUAGCCCCUGAAGAAAAGCUCAAACGAGAAGCAGGACGUCACAAAUAUGAUCCGGUUCUAUCGGCGGUUCUAACCCUUAAAUCCGAUAAUGGCCUCCACCUUCGUCUCAGAGAACGGGGAUCCUCAAUUUGCAUAUAG